Molecule: messenger RNA, 948 nt
Organism: Aphanomyces invadans
Lineage: Eukaryota; Oomycota; Saprolegniomycetes; Saprolegniales; Verrucalvaceae
Exons: 2
Coding region: 1-948 (315 amino acids)
Source: RefSeq, a predicted model, not a curated record
AUGGUCGAUAUCGAAGAUCGACUCUAUCCUGUCACGGCCGAAGACCUCAACAUGCAGCUCCAGGCCCUCAAGACCAGACACCGGGACGUCUCCCAUGAAGAAAUCGCUCAAGUCGUCAUGAAGGCCCUGAACAGGCCACUGACUGCAGACGACAAGAUGCUCCUGGAAGCCCCUGCUAACAUUGACGACCCGGAACGGUGGCUGGCAUGGUUCACCCGGGCCCUGAAGACUUGUGAAGAAGCCAGGACUGCCAACAGGAACUUUGAAAGCAUCCGGGGAGGAAUCGUGGCAACUACACGAUGGGCAAGGAUGGAGCGCAAGGGCCUUGGCAGUACGAACCUGCCCCGCUUUGGCCCUGUGCCGGAAAGCGUUUGCGCCGUCCUGGUUGGUCCUGAGAUGACACCGAGCUGUCCUGCCGACAAGUUGACCCAGCACCACCACCGGGUUACGUUCUCUGGAAUGGCUGCUUUCACCUUCCUCGACCUGGACACUACGGCAAGGAUCCCAAUCGUCGACCUGGAAGCGACGCGACUGCCGGCAAGUAUCUGGAGGGCGCGACGUCGGACACUCCAAGUGAGACACAACUACCUCAGCCUGGACCUGGACCCAUAUCAGCAGGCAUCGGCGGCACGUAUCCGGCGUCAACGACUCCGACGAGCCGAGCUGAAGCGCACCUCUAUGAGCGAACAGGCCAUGGAACCGGGCCUGGCGGCUCAGGAAAAUAACAAACCUGUUGGCUGGGCACAUUACGCCUGGCCAUUUGCGUCUGAGGGCCUGGACGUGCUUCUGGACGCCGCCCCUGGAAGUCAGGAGGCCGUCCCGCCCAAGCCGAACGCCACCUUGGCCGGAGUCUUGUCUCCCUUGGAAGCUCCUAUCAUCCAAGUGUAUGUGGACGGACGCUCGACCACUGCCCUGCCAAGACCUUUGGACGCACCUGGGGUCGCCUGA